Messenger RNA from Metopolophium dirhodum (rose-grain aphid), 812 nucleotides. RefSeq names its product zinc finger MYM-type protein 1-like. NCBI's taxonomy places the organism in Eukaryota, Metazoa, Arthropoda, Insecta, Hemiptera, Aphididae. The transcript is spliced from 6 exons. The record is from RefSeq and is a predicted model, not a curated record. Bases 1 to 807 code for a protein of 268 amino acids.
AUGAGUUUCCAGUUUGUAUUGGCUGAUGAAUCAGCUUUAAAACUGCCAGUUAUUGAGAUGGAUGACUUGGGGGAUUUGGAAACGGGACCUAAACAUCAUAAGCUAUCGAUAUAUCCCAGAACACAAUUUGGUCAACAAAAAAGGUCUUUUAGUAGUGAAUACUUCAUGAAUACCAGUGAAUAUUUGGUGGAGCCAGUGUUAAUGAAGAUACUUGGACCAAAAAUAGAUUCAACAACUGGCAAAAAGCAACUGUGUGAACGAUUACAAAAACACAAUAUUGCUCUUAGCCAUAUUACAUGUGUUACAAAAUUGUCAUCAUUUUAUUCAAGUAAAUCAAAAGGAUCUGUUGUAGCUCAAUUGUCGUCUGCACACAAAGAACAAAUUAGAAAAAAUCGUCUGUACAUUUCACAUCUAAUUGACAUAGUGUUGUUUUUAGGAAAACAAGGUGUUGCCUUUAGAGGGCAUUAUGAAAAUGAUGAAUCAAUUAAUCAAGGAAAUUUUAAAGAGUUGUGCAAGUUGUAUGCUAAAUCUGUACCAGAUUUUGAAAAUAUGUAUUCUAAAGAUACUAAUUAUAGUAGUUGGAGAAUACAAAAUGAACUUAUUGAUAUUUGUGCCAGUUCCAUAAAAGAAAUCAUACUUAAUGAAAUUUCAACCACUGGUUUCUUUGCUAUUAUGUGUGAUGAAGCUAGGUCGGUAUUUCAUCGGCAACAUGUGAAAGGUCAUUUUCGUCAAUGCGCCGCAUUAAGAAUUGGUUACGCACCAGUAUGGUGCAGAGUAGAUUUACUAAUCUGUCAUCUUUAUAUAUAGAAAGA